AUGGUGAACCAACUCCAGGUCGGGCCCCGUGGAGUUAUUUAUUCUCUGGAGGCGCCGAGAAGGGGCAGUGCCGUGGGGAAACAGCCAGUUGCUGUCCUGGCCUCGUGCGACCCCCAGGACCCCGGGGCAAGUGCCGUGAGCGCGACCGGUGAGGCCGAUCACGAGUGGGAAGUGAGGGCUUUAGCCCGAGAGAAGCUGCAGCUGUCUCGGGUAGAGGGGCAGCUUUGGAGGCGGCCAGGAGCAGGCGAGAACAGCUAUGGGCUCCGCGUUGUUGCGUCCGAGCCCCAGCUCACUCCGGUUCCAGGUCCGCCGCCUGGCGUGCUCGGCGCCCAGAUUUAG
Molecule: messenger RNA, 339 nt
Organism: Rangifer tarandus platyrhynchus (Svalbard reindeer)
Lineage: Eukaryota; Metazoa; Chordata; Mammalia; Artiodactyla; Cervidae
Source: the annotation of a GenBank genome assembly